GCAUAAACAACACUGCAUACCGGACUGAGGCAGCAUAGAAACUGUAUACACUAUAUGUCAAGUGACAUCGUGUAAGACAUCCCACUGUAAUAUGUCAAAAGGAUACGAUACAGGUAACCUUCUCUGGGACCUUGCCAUAACACAAGCUAAUGAUAAAACAAAUGAAAACACUGUCAGUGAUGACUCUGCUGUAUUUGUGAUUGGAGGGAAAGGAGCGGGGAAAACAUCCAUUAUUCUACGUUUUCUAGACAGAGAUGAGGCAUCCAAACCUACAGUGGCCUUAGAAUAUACAUUUGGCCGCAAAGCCAAGGGACAUAAUAUAGCUAAAGAUGUUGGUCACAUAUGGGAGUUGGGUGGAGGGACAUGGCUGACCAAACUAAUGGAUGUACCUCUCAAUCCUGACACUAUCACACACACUGCCUUGGCUAUAGUGGUUGACCUGUCUAAACCCAGUGAGAUCUGGUACACGAUGGAGUCCUUACUAGCGGCUGCCAAGUCUAGGAUAGAGACCAUCAUAGCAGAGAUGAAACCAGACUACCCAAAUAUCAGAGAACAGUUGAAGAAAGAAGCCUGGAAACGAGUGGGGGAGGAUCACAUGGACAGUACGAUGAUGGACCCGUUUUUAAUACCACUGAUAAUAAUAGGUGGUAAAUAUGAUAUUUUCCAGGAUUUUGACUCGGAAAAGCGAAAAGUGAUCUGUAAGACCCUGAGAUUUGUAGCACAUGUCCAUGGAGCAUCAUUACAGUUUUUCAGCAUCAAGCAGGAACAACAGGUGAACAAGAUGAGAGCCCUGAUCAGUCACCACCUGUUUGAAACGUCAUUAAGUAAGACGUUACAGACGGAACACAACAAACCUAUACAGGUGGCUGCGGGACAUGACUCCCUACAACAGAUAGGUACACCGCCGUUGUCUGAUAAAGAUGUCGGUAGAAUCAAUGCAAAGAACCCCAUGCAGCUCUGGAAGCAUGCUUAUACAGCCAAGUUCCCACAGGAGUCGUCGGAGGAUGUGACCAAUCCAGCGAUGGUUGAAGACCCGGCUAAAGAUCCCCAGUACAAGGAGGCUGCUAUUGACUCCCUAAGGUCUCAGAAGGACGAGGAGUUGGAACGGUACAGACGGAUGUCGGAGAGAAAAGCGAAGAGCGAAAAGAAAUAUGGAGGAACCUUUGCAUCAUAGAUUAAUUAGGUUUGGGGAGAAUGACCCGUGUGGAAGUACUGGACAUCGACAGGUCCCUGGUCGCAUGUGAUUUAAAUAACAGACAGUUCAACUUCUGCUGGAUCUUUUUAUUACGAACUGGUCAACUUGACUUGCUGAAUAGAAACGAUUCGGUGCAGGGAAGUCGGCAAAAUUUUAGUACAAAUGUUAUGUAAUUAAAUUUGUCUUCGAACGAAAUUACCUGUCACACAUUGAGGCAUAAGCUGGUCAGAUACAUUUCAAACUUUGUGAAACUACGUUUUACAUCAGUGAGAAAGUUACAUUGUAUAUCAAAUUAUCAAUGAAUACACAGAAUUUGGCUAGUAAGAUAAUAUCCUUCUGAUCAGCUCACUCGUGUCAGGAUGAUAUCAUCCAUAAAAGGCAUGCCAGCUACAGGUUUGCUUCGUCAGGUCCCGUCAGGUCUGUUACGGACCUAACAGCUGAUUAGGUGACUAUACAUAAACAUGGACGACUAUAGGAGACCUACAUACACCACUUUGUGUACCAGUGUGAUACAUAUUUAUAUUUAUACAUACUUAUCCUGAUAUUGAGGUUGAGGAUGUGAAUACAUUGCUCUGUAUUUUUGAGACCACUGUUUUCACAAUGGGUAAAGGAACAGCGAAGGAAUUCAAAAUCACCAAGGUCAAAGUUUGCCUUGGUAAAAUGCAAAGUAAAUGCAAAAUUACUCUUCAUUUCGCAGUAGUGAUAAUGCAGAAAAACGACUUUACGAUGUUUGAACAAACAUGUUGUAUGUUAUGCAUUAUGUGAGUAAAAUAAGAAAAUAUUAUAUACAUGUAUAUUUAUUGUAUACCCAUAUGAUAAAUCAAGGGUAGGUUUUUAUAUGAAAUACAAGAAUGCAAAAACAACAAAAUCAACCACAUGAUGUUAAAUGAUAUGAUGGGGAAAUCAUCAUUGUUCUUUUUGAUAAAACUAAAUAAUGAAAACAAAAAAUAAUAAAUUCAUCAAGAGUAAGAUCAUUUAUCAACUAGAAACUGGUUCAAACUCUUUCUGAUUUAAGCUGACCACAAAAUGCUGAUAUCUUGAUAAACAGUGUUAUUCAGUACAAAUGUACAAUGUAUAAGGAACAAUGAGGAUGACUGAAAACAGCUGAUUUUGUCUGGUACAUGUUUGUGGUAUCGUAGGCAAUAAUAAUUUUUGUGCUACUAUGUGUUCUAAAUUCUCAAUCAUCAGGGUUAUAAUGAAAUGUGACGUGUAACCUCUACAAACUGAUUCUAUAUACUUUGGAUAAGGUUAAUACAGUGAAACCUGUCUAAUGUGACACCUUGGGGACAAUGCAUUGGCAUUGGUCAGAUUAUACAAGAUGUCAGAAUACACAGGUGUUAUUUUGUAUGUGAACCCUGUCUUAUUUGACACCUUGAGGAACACAACAUAUUGGUUAGAUUCAUGAUAUCAGAAUAUACAACUCAUAUUUGGUUAUUUUUUUAAGAAAAAGACAGUAUGUCAGAAUACUCCACAGUCAUAUUAGACAGGUUUUUCUCUAAUUGUAUGAGUGAGAAGAAUGAAAGUUUGUGAUAAAUGGUAGCAAAUUCAUGUAUAUUUUUAUUUAAACAUUCCGUCCAUUUAAAAUACAAACAUGGAUU
Mizuhopecten yessoensis (Yesso scallop) is the source of this 2793-nucleotide messenger RNA. Its product is annotated as cytoplasmic dynein 2 light intermediate chain 1-like. The transcript has 17 exons. The record is from RefSeq and is a predicted model, not a curated record. Gene Ontology annotation, biological process: intraciliary transport involved in cilium assembly; intraciliary retrograde transport. Gene Ontology annotation, cellular component: cytoplasmic dynein complex; axoneme; ciliary basal body. Bases 92 to 1174 code for a protein of 360 amino acids. NCBI's taxonomy places the organism in Eukaryota, Metazoa, Mollusca, Bivalvia, Pectinida, Pectinidae. Gene Ontology annotation, molecular function: dynein heavy chain binding.